Leishmania braziliensis MHOM/BR/75/M2904 is the source of this 1170-nucleotide messenger RNA. RefSeq lists its product as hypothetical. Lineage: Eukaryota; Euglenozoa; Kinetoplastea; Trypanosomatida; Trypanosomatidae. The record is from RefSeq and is a predicted model, not a curated record. The transcript has a single exon. The coding region runs from base 1 to 1170 and encodes 389 amino acids.
AUGUACGGGAUCACAGUCCUGCUUCUGCGCCUCUUGUGUCGAUGGGUGAGGCGUGCUUUUCCACGGACGCCCGUUGUGUACAUCAACGUUCUCAUCUACAUAGUGAGCUCUUUUUGCCCUCUCACUAUCGGAUUUCUCCUACUCCCUCCUUCAUUCCUUCAUCUCUGGCAGGGCCCCCCUGCCUGUGUGUUUCCAUUCCGUCAACGCUGCAGCGCGCCUAUCGUCUCUGUCGUUUCUUUGUUUUUGAUUCGUUGGGGAUUUUUCUUUUUUGUGCUGACGCCUCACACGCAACUUUGCUCGGGUGAAACGCCGUCUUGUGUAUCGCGGAUUACGCCAACGCCCUCCACUCACACAUCGGCAGCAGUUUCUCCUCUUCCUUCCCUCCACUCUCUGGCGGUCAUGGCACUUUUGCUUGACGAUGGUGAGGUGUUUGUAGUGACAAAGAAGGCCCCUCAACAGCCUGCUCAGCAGGCAGCAACGGCUCAGCCGCAUCCAUGUCUGGUCUUGGACGACAAGCGAGAGGUGGGCGAUUCCAUGCAGCCGCGUGCCACUGCAUCAUCGAGCAGUGCCGAAACGAGCACUCCAUCGACGGUGGUAGCGACUCCACAUCGUGAGCACUCACGUGUUUCUCCCGAUGUGCCGGUUACGGUGCCUCUAAGGGGCGGUGAUGGCAUGCAUAAGAUGGAGGCGCUGUCGUUUGGUAAGUCUAAAGGCGUGCUUGCGCUCGACGGCGGCGCCGUUAGCCUCAAGCGCUCAGCAGAGAGUGCCUUUGGGGCUGCGGUUUUGCGAACACCGGUGGCACAGAAGACAGCAUCAGCGCAGGUCUUUGAUUACAGCACGGACGGCAACUACACACAGCCGAAGACGGUCUCUGCUGCUCGCUCACUUUCUUCUCCAUUGCCACCAAAAGAGAAACCUUCCAGCACCUCGUUGGAAACUACGCUGAUAACCCCCGAAGAACGGUCCUGGCAGGCGGUCAUCUGUACUUCACCCAACCAUCAAUGCAACUCACUCUCUGCCUCGCCGCCGGCGCGCAGUCCUUCGACUCCUUUUGCUCUAACUUGCGAGCAGACUGUGUUCAAGAGCACACCCACUUCGGUGGCUACGCAGUCCACAAAGACACAGACGAGACUGUCCGACUUCUUCACCAAGAUGGCGUGCAAGCGCUGA